Dovyalis caffra is the source of this 3042-nucleotide messenger RNA. The record is from the annotation of a GenBank genome assembly. Lineage: Eukaryota; Viridiplantae; Streptophyta; Magnoliopsida; Malpighiales; Salicaceae.
AUGGGAACCGUUUUAUUGCCAAAUGCUACUUUGGGGAUCGUCCUACAAAAGAAAAGCCAUCAUAACAACAUUAAUGUUGUUUCAAAUUUGUGUCUUGUGCACCACCAUCCUCUUAUAGUUUGUCCUAAGCGAACAAGAAAAAGGAGACUGUUGAAUAGUGGCAACUGGAAUUGGAAGUCAAGAACCUCUGCGUUCUCAAAUGUGGAUGAUUCCAUUAAUAGCUCUGCUGAUAUGGUUGUUGAUGAUGAUGAUUUUACAUCACGAGGAACUGAAGUGUUGGCAGUAGAAGAAGAUGAAUUAAUUGCAACUAAGAAAGCUCUCUCCGAGACUCGAUCCAGACAGGAAGCUAUUGAAAAAGAAAGAGAUCAGUUGCUUGAAGAGUUGGCUCAGUCUCAGGCUAAACAACAGGAGUAUGUGGCUACCAUAUUGCAUGACAAAGAAGUAGCUAUUGCAGAACUCGAGGCUGCCAAGUCGCUCUUCCAUCAUAAACUGCAGGAGUCGGUGGAAGAAAAGUUCAGCUUGGAAUCUAGGCUGGUUUUAGCAAAACAAGAUGCCGUUGAACUUGCUGUACAAGUUGAAAAGUUAGCAGAGAUAGCUUUCCAGCAGGCAACAUCUCAUAUACUCGAAGAUGCCCAGCGGAGAGUGUCAGCUGCUGAAACUUCUGCUGCUGAAGCUGCUUUUCAUAUUGAAGAACAGGUUCGAAGUGCAACUGAAGGUUCCAUAUUCUCAAUUGUCGAACAGUCAAAAGAUGCUAUAGAGAAGGCCCUGGAUGUGGCCAAAAAAGCUGGUGACUAUGCUACAAGAGCUGUGGCAGUCUUUAAUGAUGCUGUUAAUCCAGUCGAUGAGAUUGCAUCAGUCCAAUCAGAGAAUAUUAGGUUACAAGGAAUUGUAAAUGAUCUGGAAUCUCAACUAUUGAUCACAAGAAAGGAGGUUGAUAAGUUGAAAGUGGACUCAGAACAGGUCCAUGGACGAGCAAAAGCAUCUGAACUCCGAGCUGAAGAUGCUGAGAAGGCUCUGCUUGAAUUUCAGGAGUCAAACAGGAAAGUUACUGUCCAGCGAGAAGAGGAAAUCAACUCUUUGCUGGAGAAAAUAAAGAAAGAUACUGCUGAAAGAAAGAAAACUGCAUCCAGGGAAUUUAAGGCUGAAUUGGAAAGCAUCAAGGCUGCCAUUGAAGCUGCCAAAGAAACAGCAUGUUCGAGAGAUGAGGCCUACAUGAGAAGAUGUGAAGCAUUGCAGGGAUCUUUAAGUGCAUCUGAAACUACUUCAAAAAUGUGGAGACACAGAGCAGAAAUUGCAGAGUCAGUAUUAUUAAAUGACGAAGAGGAUGAAGAUGCCAUCUACAUAGUUAAUGGUGGGCGUAUAGACCUUUUGACAGAUGAUGAUUCACAGAAAUGGAAACUGUUGAGUGAUGGUCCUCGUAGAGAGGUACCUCAAUGGAUGGCAAGGAGGAUCCAAAGUAUCUGUCCCAAGUUUCCACCAAGAAAGGUUGAUAUAUCUGAAGCCCUGACAUCAAAUUUCAGGCCACUGCACUUGCCCAAACCUGAUGAAGUAUGGUCAAUUGCUCAAGAAAAGCUUAAGGUAGGGGAUACAAUUAUUGAACAUGUAAUUGAGAAAGAAACAAUAGAGAAGAAGCGAAAGGCUCUGGAACGUGCUCUUCAGCGGAAGACCAUACAAUGGCAGAGGACACCCAAGGAAACAAAAUUAGAGCCAGGAACUGGAACGGGACGGGAGAUUGUGGUUGAGGUGCCUUGUCUACUCAGAACACAACUGCUGUCUAUAUGUCCACUUCAUGAAAGAUUAGAGCUCUACAACCUUCUUGACCUGUUGUUUCAUCCCCACUUAAAUCUUGUUGCUGAUAUUGCAUUUCAAGGUUUCAAUUGGGAAAGCUGGAGAAGGCAGUGGUACCUGGAGUUAGCCGCUAAAGCUGCUGAUUUAUCUCAAUGUGGAGUAACAGCAGUGUGGCUCCCACCACCAACAGAAUCUGUAGCUCCUCAAGGUUAUAUGCCUUCUGAUCUCUACAACUUGAACUCAGCAUAUGGUUCUGUGGAAGAACUGAAACACUGCAUAGAGGAAAUGCAUUCUCAAGAUCUUCUGGCCUUGGGAGAUGUUGUACUAAAUCAUCGAUGUGCACAAAAACAGAGUCCAAAUGGUGUUUGGAACAUUUAUGGUGGACGGCUUGCAUGGGGUCCUGAAGCAAUUGUGUGCGAUGAUCCAAAUUUCCAGGGCCGUGGAAAUCCUUCAAGUGGUGAUAUCUUCCAUGCAGCUCCAAAUGUUGAUCAUUCUCAGGACUUUGUGAGAAGAGACAUAAAGGAUUGGUUAAAUUGGCUUCGAAAUGAUAUUGGUUUUGAUGGUUGGCGCCUUGACUUUGUAAGGGGCUUCUCUGGUACAUAUGUUAAAGAAUAUAUUGAAACUUCAAAUCCUGCAUUUGCUAUUGGAGAAUACUGGGAUAGUUUAGCUUAUGAACAUGGUAGCUUGUGUUACAAUCAAGAUGCUCAUCGGCAGAGGAUAGUCAAUUGGAUCAAUGCCACAGGAGGUACUUCUUCUGCAUUUGAUGUCACCACGAAGGGAAUACUACAUUCUGCUCUUCACAACCAAUAUUGGAGGCUAAUAGAUCCCCAAGGAAAACCAACCGGAGUGAUGGGAUGGUGGCCCUCACGUGCUGUCACAUUUUUGGAGAAUCAUGACACAGGAUCAACUCAGGGUCAUUGGCCAUUUCCUCGAGAUAAGCUGAAACAAGGAUAUGGUUACAUUUUAACCCAUCCAGGGACGCCCACAAUAUUUUAUGAUCAUUUCUAUGAUUUUGGCAUCCGCGACGUCAUCACUGAGCUGAUUGAGGCUCGAAGACGGGCUGGGAUCCAUUGUCGGAGCUCUGUCAAGAUAUACCAUGCAAACAAUGAGGGUUAUGUUGCACAGAUAGGUGAUACACUGGUGAUGAAGCUUGGACAUUUUGAUUGGAAUCCCUCGAAGGAAAAUAAUCUGGAAGGACGUUGGCAAAAAUUUGUGGACAGAGGAUCAGAUUAUCAAUUGUGGUUGAGACAAUAG